Messenger RNA from Cheilinus undulatus (humphead wrasse), 3706 nucleotides. RefSeq names its product platelet-activating factor acetylhydrolase 1b, catalytic subunit 2 (gene pafah1b2). The transcript is spliced from 7 exons. The coding region runs from base 197 to 886 and encodes 229 amino acids. The record is from RefSeq and is a predicted model, not a curated record. NCBI's taxonomy places the organism in Eukaryota, Metazoa, Chordata, Actinopteri, Labriformes, Labridae.
CCGCAGACAGUCGUAGAAUUAAAAAGGAAUCUUCUGGUGUGAAUCUCCGCUCCGGUGGUGAAAACCUAGAGUCAGCUAACGACAGCUAGCGAGCAUCACCCGCCUCAGCCACCCGUCAGCAUUGAGGGGAAGUUUGGGCAAAACAACUGUUCUGUAGCCAAGUGAGAAGAGAAACGACGGCCGACACCCUUCCAGGAUGAGCGGUGAUGAACUGAACCCAGCAGCAGUGCCUCGGCCUGUAGAGGAUGUACAGGGAGAUGGACGCUGGAUGUCACAGCACACACGGUUUGUACAGGAGUGUAAAGAUGCUGAGCCAGAUGUGCUGUUUGUGGGAGAUUCAAUGGUUCAACUAAUGCAUCAAUAUGAGGUCUGGAGGGAGUUGUUCUCUCCUCUUCAUGCUCUCAACUUUGGCGUGGGAGGCGACACCACCUGUAAUGUGCUGUGGAGGCUGCAGAAUGGAGAGCUAGAGAAUAUCCGUCCCAAGGUGGUGGUGCUGUGGGUAGGAACCAACAACUAUGAACACACAGCAGAGCAGGUUGCAGGAGGUAUUCUUGCUAUUGCUCAGCUGCUCACUUCCCGCCUUCCUAAAGCAAAGAUUGUAGUCCUGGGUUUGUUGCCUCGAGGGGAGCGUCCAAACCCACUGAGAGAGAAGAACACAGCAGUAAACGGGUACCUGCGCUCCUGGCUACCUCGUCUGGGCCAGGCUCAGUUCCUGGAUGUAAGCGGGGACUUUGUCCACUCUGACGGGACCAUCAUCCCACAGGACAUGUUUGACUUCCUCCACCUGACGUCUUCAGGCUACCGCACCAUCGCCAAGCCCCUCAGCGACCUACUGCUUCAGAUACUGGAGGAGACGCCAGAGGAGAGGCGGGCAUCGCUGGUUUAAGGGCGAAUGGUCGAUCAGCAUGUUUACCCAGAGGCGUGUCUCACCUGCUGCAGGGAGACAUGUCUCUGGUUUCUGGAGGAGGAAGAGCUCACUUACAGGGGGGAGGAGACACCCUGAUGUGAAUGGGCUGUCAAGGGGUGGGGGAUUAAAAUCAUGAAUGGAGGGUCGGGUGUGGAGAGGUGCUAAAGAGGGAGAGAGACCUCACUACAGAUGUAGACACUGUGAUCGUUCGUUGUUUAAGCAUUUAUAUAGGUCAAACUACUCAGAAUCAUAGACAGAUACUCUGAGAUCAUGAGGGACUGCAGUGGCACACACAAACAGAUUCAUCCUGCCUUGUAGAUAAAGAAUUUGCUUCCUCCUGUCACCAGUCUCAGGGGGAAAAGAUGGUUUCUCCUUACUCCCUCCUACCAACAGUCAACUGUACACGCUCUGUUCAAACACAAAAGAUCCACUACAAAAGAUUCUCACAGUAGGCAGAAUAUUAUCUAAUAUUGUACAAUGUCUUAUGUCUAACCAGUAUGCAACAAAGUAACUGUUCCCAACCUAGCCACAGAAAUACAGACCUGUGUCCAUUGCUGUUAUUUUCUUAUUUGCACUGCUAGUGCCCAUUUUCCAGUGCUCUUUAGUGUUACUUCUCCUUCACUGACCAAUCGAAAUCAAGAAGGGGCAGAACUUCUCAUAUCAUCAACAGAGGUGGAGGUGUAACUAAGACUGGGCAUACACCGUCACUUCAUUUUAGUUCUAUAAAAAUUGUGGUGGAAUAUCAUGACAUUAUGCACGUCUGAAUUGUUUAAAGUGCACAACCAAAGCUUGAUUUAUUUGCUUGCACUGUUCGGUACAAUGUUCAGGCAGAACCUGAGUGCAGACACUUUGGUUAAAUCACAACAGGCUGUGAUCUGUGUUUCAAAGCACGCUGCUUCUUGCAUGUGGGGACAUGAUGCACAGAUGUAGAGCUGUUGCUUUUACCAGGACAGGAUUUUUAUUUGCACUAUUUUUAGGUUUUUCUUGGUAAUAAUUCUGUGAAUAAAGUGAAAGCACAAGCUCAGUUCGCCCAUUUUUAAACAAACCAAAUGAACACCAAUCAGUGUAGCAGAAGUCAUCUAGCAACAAUGAACCCUGGUAGGCAGCACUCUGAGGUUGUGGGCGCUGCCAGUGCAAAAAACGAUGGUAAUGGACACUACCUAGUGGUAGACAUCACAAGUCAUGUAAGGGUUAAAAAGGGAAAGAAAAUCUUCAGUUGUAUCUCAUUUUUUUCUUUUCUGAUGGAACUCUGCACACUUCUACCUCUGAGGCUUCGAAAUAUCCUGAAAAUGAAGAAAUUUAAUAUUUGAAGUCCUGACGCAAAAGGUUUUUUUCUCACACUUUGGUGAAUUUGCCUAAAAUAUAAUCAUGGAGCAAUUAAUUUAGAUGAAUUUACUCUGAUGAACUCAGUCGUUUCUGUGAUAUUUAACACAAACAAAAGCACUUACUCCCAAAAGUACUUCUCUGCUAAAUUACAGUGUGCAACUUUUUAGAUACCUUUCAAAAGAAUUGAAAAGAUCAUUGUAUACCACGGUGACACCUUUCUGUCCACAGACCACACAUACAGAGAAUAUCACUUAAAGGUUCAACCUUAACGUCGGUGUUGGCUGCGUGCAUGUUUUAAGCAUCAGCUUUAGAGAAGAUGAAAAAUAGUAAACAUCAGUUAUGUAAUCAAACAUAUGAAGUUAUUUUAAGCUGUUGAAACUUCACGUCUAAUUAUCUUCAUAAUUUUGCAAAUCACAUCUGACCCUGCUGCUUCUAUUUGUGGCAUCUUAAACUUCCAGCACGUGUAUUAAUAGAGGAAGAACGGAUUCUGGGUCAGAUCAUCAGCUUUGUCUUCAGAAUAAGUUUACAUUCAAAAUGUUUUGUAACGCUAACUGCCAGCUUUUUAAAUGUGCUGUAGGAGGACUUAUUGAUUGUGUCUUUAGUAGAUGUUGAAUUACAUAUUUUUAUAAAGAAGAUACUUAAGCACACUCCUGCUAGGCAAUGAUAUUCCACUGUCAUAAUACAGUGAUGAAAAAAAAGUGUUUGUCCCUUAUACACCAGUCCUCCUGCUUUUAGCUCACAUUACUCAUCGUAACAUGAGAUAUGGUUAAGAUAGGCAGUAGUUUCUUUUUAAAUGUGUAUCUUUCACUAAACUCCAGAGAUUGACAGUCAGACACUAAACUAAUAAACACAGGCUCUCUCUCUCUCUCCCUCUCCCUCUUUUAUCAUUUUCAGUAUUUUCUCCAAGAAGCACCUCUUUAUUUCGUUGCUCACCAUCUUAUUUGUUUCUCUCCCUGCUGUUUUUGUAUUGACCCCCCCGGGACCUGUCUUCUCUUCUUGCUGAAAUUAUGGAAUAUUUUAGGACUUUGAAGUAGCCACAUGUUUAAGCUACAAAACAUAGCUGUACUGAAAAUUGUCACGCUAAAAGCUAAAAAGCAAUCACAGGUCUUGUAAAGAAAACCAUUCGUCCGUGAGCAUUAACUGUAGCUGUUUCCUCUUGACUUGGCUUUUGUCGAGCAUCAAAUUAUCCGACAUUACUGCUGUCUUAAGCUCUGCACAUCUGCGUGCUGUGUUAUAAAUAGUGUAUGUGUGCGUGCCUUAAGUGUUAAUGGGGACGGUUGUGUAGAGUAUGUGUGGUGCUGGAUUGUGUAAGUCAGUGGGAUGUAUGAGUGUCUAGAAGUGACCCCAUUUGUAAAUAUAAGACAUGAAGCUUGAUGAGAUGAUGAUUGAAGGAGACCGUGUUUGGUGCGAUAAUGCAUUUGCACUGUUUUGGCUCGUUGUCACAUAAAGCAUUCCAAUAAUAAAAAACAAAAC